GCUGCGGGUGAAGGUGGUGGGUCUCUUCAAAAGCUCCAGCUUUCAGGUGUCGAAGACCAUCGCUGAGGUAACCCCUUCCCCCCCCGGCUCUACGCGCGCGCGGCAGCCCCCUGCCUCGGUCCCGCCAGCGCUGGCGGGGCCACGUUCUGCCUUCGGGCUGGGUGGGUGUGUAGAGGACAAACGCAGGUCGUGGGCAAGGGCGACCCGGAAAGAGACAAGCCAGCGCUCAGAACCGUACGUGGGGGAAAAGGUCAUUUCCGCGCACCUAUGCCUCGAGAAGCUAGUCCACGUGCAGUUUUGAUUGAAUUGCGGAUUUACAAAAUUCAAGCUUACGGAAAUAUCCUACCGCCUAACCAGCUGAUUUAAAAAAAAAAAAAAUCAACUCAUUGUGAUUUUUGGUAAUUUUAUUCUGGAAGUUUCUUUAUAAUUUCUGCAGUCUAACAGAACCCGAUGUUUCUCGGAUUCUUAAGAUGGCCCAGACGUGCUUUGAAGAAUCCAUGUAUGUCUUUGUAAACACGCAGAAUGAUAUAAAACACUUGAAGAAAAACAAAUCUAGCCAGGUCAGUCAUGCUGCAGCACACCCGCAACCUGAAAGCCGGAGGACGUGGGAGUUCAAUGGUGAAACACACACAGCUCAGACCCCGCGAUCUACCUUUCGUGCUGGUUUUUCCAGACUGCCCAGUUGGUUGCAAGGACAGCCAAACUCUGAAAAGUAAUUACCCAUCCAGAUUUGAAGAUCCUGUGAUAGUUCCUCUUCAAGAAUUUGCCUGGGAUCAGUAUCUACAGGAGAAAAAGAGGGACCUGAAGGGUGAAACCUGGGUAUAUUCCUCCUAUGUGAUGUGCUUUGUUAAUGAUCAAUUCCUGGGAAACGCAUUUGACCUGAAGAAGUGGGCCCAGAAGGUGUGGGACGUAGUUGAUGUUCGACCCUCUGCACUGUAUGAGGCACUUACUUUGAAUUAUGCCACCAAGUUCUUGAAAGACACCAAGCAUGAUUUUGUGUUCUUGGACAUUUGUAUUGAUCUUUCUCCAAUUGGAAGACUGAUUUUUGAGCUAUUUUGUGAUACAUGUCCCAAAACAUGUAAAAAUUUUCAGGUCUUGUGCACAGGAAUGGCAGGGUUUUCUGAGAGAGGUGUAAAGCUUCAUUACAAAGAUUCGAUUUUUCAUCGAGUAGUCCAGAAUGGUUGGAUACAAGGAGGAGAUAUAGUAGAGGGGAAAGGAGAUGAUGGAGAGUCUAUUUAUGGACCAACAUUUGAAGACGAAAACUUUUCAGUCCCUCAUGAUAAAAGAGGAAUUCUUGGAAUGGUCAAUAAAGGUCGUCAUACCAAUGGGUCACAAUUCUACAUCACACUGCAAGCAACUCCCUAUCUGGAUAAAAAAUAUGUGGCUUUUGGGCAGCUAAUCGAAGGAACCGAAGUUCUUCAAGAACUAGAAUUAGUUCCAACAGAGAAUGAAAGACCAAUACUUCUUUGCAGUAUUGCAGACAGUGGAAUUCUUUAUACCUGAUUUUCACAUCAGUCAGAUUUCCUGUGAUGGUUUAUUACUGUGCAUUUGAUCAGCUAUUUCUACAUUUAAUUAAAUGGUGCUUGAUAACAUUGGAUUCAAAGGCCGUGGCAGACACAAUAGUUGGUUCAUAUACCAGUCUCUCUUUUUCCUCUCCUGCUCCCACCACAGAGACAAUAAAUAAAAAACACUCAGUCUCCCAGGCUCCUUUACAACUGGAAAAGCCAUUUGAGAGCACUGUGGCCAGUGGGUCACUGGAAUACCAGUGGUCUUGUUCCCACUCUUCCAUCGUGUUUUGAGUAUGAUAGGCUGGGAGCCAAGAGAACUGCUGAGCCUCGCCUCACCACCUCCUCUUUCUGGAAUUUUUACUAAUAAGGCAAAUAUAACUCUAGGCUCUAUUCCUGGUUCUCUUCCUAUUAUUUUUGUUUCUUGUGGCCCUGAACAUGAUUAACCUAGCAAUAUACCUACUGAGUUUUUAGUCUAAAGCAUUUGUAAAUGAAUUAUGCUGUUUGUAACUAUAUUCCUAUCAUAAUAUACUUGAUAAAUUACUGACACAACAGGAAAAAAAACAAUUCAGUGUGAAGUUACAGUGCUUAUGCAUAACCUGCAGGAAGGACACGUGUAUUUGGAUGUUGUAAAUAUCAUCAUGUUUCUGAGCCAUUCCAAUCAUAAGAAAAUCAAGAGUUGGGGUUGAUCCUUGUGGGUUGGUCCCAAUGAACUGCUGGAGCCUUGUUUUAUCAGCUGCUCCAUCUGAAGGUCCCUAAGGCUACAUCACUUGUAGGGAAAGCUUUUAUAAUAUAGACCAGCAGGCCCUGUGCUUGACAUCCUCAGUCACAGUCCCUAGGAGAGAGAGUCUCAAGAUGGAGCCUGGAGACUUAAUUUAGUUCGUUCUUACUUGGACAGCUGAGCACCAGGAGGUGACAGAGUCAUCUGACCAGCGCCUCUGGUGGCAUCAUCGUAGCAUUGACUCUUACUGGUGACUGCUCAAUCCUCUACUGCCUCUACCCUUGUGCCUCUCUCAAAGGUGGCUUGUCUUCCAAGGAUGAUCUUCCCUUAAAGCAAUUCUGAAAGACAAAGGCUCUAAACUGAUUUGGGGCUUGCAAAAGGUAGGCAUUUAUUUUGAGACAAUUACAGAUUCACAGGAAGUUGCAGAAACAGUACAGAGAAGUCUUGUGUACCCUUCACCCAAUUUCCACAGUGUUCCCAUCCUAUGUAACUAUAGUACAGUAUCAAAAUAAGCAGCUAACGUUGCUGCAAGUGUGUGAUGCCAUUUCAUGAUGUGAAGCUUCGUGUCACAUACAAUGAAGACCCACCACCCCAAAGAUCACCCUCAGUCUACCCCUUAUUCUCACCCAUCCUGUCUUACUGCUGUGUCACAUAUACACCAAAUACAAAGCUCUAAUGGAGCUGAGAAGAAAGAAAAGUGUCCAUUCCACAUUGUCCACAUUGUCAACUGACCCGGAGAUAGCCCAGUGUUAAGAACUCUAGAGCCGGACUACCCGGGUUGGAAACCAGGCUCUGCCCUUUCCUACUGCACCAACUUAGACAAGAACUUCUACAGGCCUUUGUUUUGUAAUGUGAAAAACAGCUGGUGUUAUCCAAGGUCAGUAACUAAUCUUGUAUAAAGAGCCUAAAAAGAGGCUUGGUAUGCUGUAAGUGCUCAACAGAUGGAUGCUUUAUUUGAUAUUCAAUAAAUUACUUAUUGUAACC
Onychomys torridus (southern grasshopper mouse) is the source of this 3210-nucleotide messenger RNA. It is a transcript of the gene Ppil6, whose product is annotated as peptidylprolyl isomerase like 6. Gene Ontology annotation, biological process: protein peptidyl-prolyl isomerization. Lineage: Eukaryota; Metazoa; Chordata; Mammalia; Rodentia; Cricetidae. Gene Ontology annotation, molecular function: peptidyl-prolyl cis-trans isomerase activity. The transcript is spliced from 8 exons. Bases 568 to 1503 code for a protein of 311 amino acids. The record is from RefSeq and is a predicted model, not a curated record.